AUGAGUGAUCGUGCAGAGCGUCCAGCCGCUCAAGGCUCCAUGACUGGCUCUGACAGAGACGAGUCUCCCAGUCCUGGACACCAGUCACCCUCUUUUCAGCCACAAAAUCCACCAGUGAUCCUGGACCCCAUUAACACGUUCCAAGGCCGUAUGCGACUUGACUCAGGCCCGAUUACUCCUCGUACCGAACGAGCAGCCGUGGAGCCAUCAACUAUGAGACCUGGCCCAAAUCCUGAAGCUGUUGCGACUCAAUCUAUUGAGCUGCUGCUGCCUGAGUCUUUCGAAGUCCCGAUCAUGCUCGACGAUCCAAUGUACCGUGCAGCUUCUGAUCGUGUGCUACCACCAGUGUCUCCUUUGCCUGCGGAAAACCCCUCUGUUACGGUUCCCAACCCCAACACCGUGUCACCUACACGUGGUACAUCCUUUGCAUCUCGAUUCGGCCAGCCAGGAUCGUCAUCGUCACCAGCUCCAUGGCCCGAAGGUGCUGUGCCAUAUUCUCCUGAGCGCAUGCUGGAAGCAUGGCUCGUCCGGCAGCAGCUGCUUGUUGGCAUCCCAAUUGACCAACUCCAGCCAAUGACUACCCCUGGUCGAGGCCGCACCCACCAGACACCUCCAUGGAUCAUCAUCACCCCCGAAGGCGCUCAUAUUGUGGCUAUUCCACCUGCGAGGUUUCAUGGUGUCAUGCAGCCUAUCCCCCGUGUUCCUUGGUUGCCGGCUCCCUCUACCGCACUAAGCCCGCCUCCUGCUGCACCGACUCUUGACGCACCAAUUGCCCCUGAAGUUUCGACUCUCUCUGCUACGUCAACUUCAUCUGCUGUACCCAGUGCCGCUGCUGAGCGCAAUCGAGAUAUGAGAUCAGUCUUGGAAAUGCAUCACCGUUUGGCAAUAUCGCGCUUGGCUGAAUCCGUUUCAUCUGCUCGCAUAAAUCCACACGCUGCUUCACCAACUCUGUCUGUUCCCUCCGGUCCCACUAUUGAUCCACCUCCUCGUGAGGCGGAAGUGCGUCUUCGCUUACCCAGUCCGGUCGCCUCGUCACUCUCGCCUGUAGUGUCGAAUCCGACCCUGGCGGUGCGCUCCAUUUCGUCUGAUUCAGCUACCAUGAGAAAUCCCCGUCCGGUAAGACCGCGCACCCCUUCACCAGAGUUGCCUGCCUCCUCGGUGCCGCCUGGCGUGUUGACACCGCGUAUGACAUUGCGCACCACUCCUGAUUCGUCUACUGUGAGGGAUCCACGACCUCGUCCGACAAUACUGCACGCCUCUGCGCCUACUUCGUCCAUCUCAUCGGCCCCGCUUUUUGCGGUGUCUAAUCCACGACUAGCAGCAAGGCGACCCCCUGGGUUUAGCUUAUCUGCUUCGAGGGAUCCACGUCCGAGAUUGACGCAUUGCCGUUUGACUAACACGGCUAUCUUUUCGGGUCGCCUUUUUACGUAUCCUCCACGCCCAAGCACACCACGCCCGCCGCCUAUUAAUCCAGCCCGUGGGUCAUCACGCAGACCAGAUGCAGGGUCUAUGGGUGGUGUGAACCAGGCUGACAAUGCUUCUCGCGAGGGAUCUACUCCGGCUGGAGAUAUUCCUCUUCAAGUUACUCGAGCAGUUUCCGAUGAGGCUAGCAAUAUUCAUCGCCAGACUCCUUUUGGAGGAGGUGACGGAUGUUGGGCACCGUUUCCCACAUUUGAUCUCUUGGACAACGAAAUUGGCAAAGACGGGGUAUUUCCUGAAGAUACACAGACCCCUGAAGAAAUUUCAACUUCUCAGGUCAAAUGCUUCCCACCUACCAAUCCAUAUUUCUCUCUCCACAGCAGACUAGUACGGUCAAUUUCCAAUCACCCCAUAGAGCCCCUCUUUAUGGGAGUGUUGACGGACAACCUAGGUGUCUUGGGGCUAAAUCCUGCAGGUGAAGGUUUUAUUCUCAAUCUUUUUCCAAGAGAUGGCCCUGACCGUAAGACUUUCUUUGCAUCGAUCCCAGAGUUUGCCGAAAAAGCUCUUCCAAGCCCGAAUGAAGACGCGAUGGGUGACAGCUCUUUCUCUCUUGGCGAUCCUUUCGUUGGAAUUUUCGAAAUCCUUGCACUUAUUGCAGGUCACCUCACACGCGCAGACCUUGAAACUCUUGCAAUCACAAGCACUGGCCUACGAAAGUUCGUUUGGCGACACAUGUUCAGUGAAGUCUUCCUGUUACAAUCACAUGAGACACAGCGCAACCCUCGGAAACAUACGCCAUCUCCGCAUUGGACAGGUUGGCAUCGCUGGGAGGAGCCUAUUCCCAUUGCGUACCCAUGGAUAACGUGGGAAGUCCGAUGCCUCAUGAGUAGUGGGAUUGACUUUGUGCAGUAUCCUGUCUACUAUCCCGUUCGCUUUGUCCACAUCAAUCUCAAUUCAUUUGCUCCCAGUCCAAUCCAACGUUGGGGAUUGAUCCCUUUGGAUAUCUUGACAAACGAUGAAUAUACGCACCGUCAACUGGACAGUUCACUCACCUUGGAGGUGUACGAAGCUCCUGAUGUGAAUGAUUCUCUUUACAGGGCAGAUGAGAUGCAACAGUUCCUGGGCGAGCAGUGUGCCUUGCCCAAGUAG
Messenger RNA from Penicillium canescens, 2568 nucleotides. RefSeq lists its product as uncharacterized. The record is from RefSeq and is a predicted model, not a curated record. NCBI's taxonomy places the organism in Eukaryota, Fungi, Ascomycota, Eurotiomycetes, Eurotiales, Aspergillaceae. The transcript has a single exon. The coding region runs from base 1 to 2568 and encodes 855 amino acids.